AUGGCCUCUGCUACUCCUCGCCGUAGAAAGCUUAUCGGGCAACGUCGCCGUGUCGAGGAUGAGGGCGAAGACGAGGGUGGCCCGGAGGGCCUCGACCUCGAUGACGAUUCUAUCACCGACGGCUCCUUGACCGACGAUAAUGAUCCUGCUGAUGAUAGCGAUACCAGCAACAUCGACGACGCCUCGCCAACAUCUCCAAAUGCGAGGAGGAAGGUCAAUGGCGCCGCUAAGCAUGCCGGGCAUGUCCACAAGUCGGGGGCCGGCUCCGGCUCCGGCCAGAACGGCAAGCCUGUGACAGAUACGGAUAUGAUGCUGCACGGCUUGUCCAUCACUGACCAGUCUCCUCCGGUCCAGGAAAUGCAUUUCGACGAUGUUGCUGCCCCAUCACCUAGCAAAUCACCUUCUGCUCCCAUAGUGGUGAGCUCAGCAUCCGCCAGGCCACCUGUCGCUCCUGGCAAUCGACGUCGACAAGAGCAUGAGGACUACAAGAAAAAGAGAGAUGAGGAUCCAGCCUUCGUGCCCAAUCGCGGUGCUUUCUUCAUGCAUGAUCACAGGCAUGCUGGGCCUGCAGCAAAUGGCUUUCGUCCCUUUGGACGUGGCAGAGGUAGAGGCGGCCGUGGUGGUAUUGGAGGACCUUUUGCUCCCAUCAAUCAAUUGCACCAGCCAGGAGAUCCAACGACCAAUUCCCCGUGGACUCAUGAUAUGCACGAGACUGUUGUAGCACCGCCUCCCCAGCCGCCCCCAGCACGCCCUCGACAUAUGGUGGAAGAAGAGGGUCCUGCCAACGGAAAUGGCUUCAUUCCAACAUGUGAUCCUAACCCGACACCCAUUAACAGGACUCUUUCAACUGAGAAACACAUUGGUAACGCACAGGUCCGGGUGUCUCUUCCGUCCAUGAAGGCCCCGGUCAUGAUUCCAGGUCUCGCAGUAAAACAGUACACCAAGCUACCCGACCAUCGACCACCCCUACGUCGGGAUAAGCCCGUCCGGAUCUCGCUUCCUAAUAAUCCUCCUCGGUAUAUCUAUCCUGCCGCUGAUAGAUCUUUCAUUUUCAUCCCCCGAGCGAUGCGACCUAACCAGCAGCGGAUGCGAGGAAAGCCUCGCGGCGGGUAUGGCUCGAUGGGUGGUUUCUCGAGACGAACAAGCGUAUUCGGCGGUGGUAGCUAUUACGGCAGCGUUUACUCGCCUAGCGUGGCCAUGAGCAGGCGGUCUUCCAUUGUGGACCGUGAUUAUAUGUUCUCUCCUACAGGUUCCGUCAUCUCACGGCCACCUAUCCCGGUCGAGAACGCUCGACCUGUUGUUCGACUCCCCCCAGCUCCGCGACCGGAGAUGCCAUUGAACCCAAUGCUUUCCCACAUGGGUGUCCCAGCUCCUGCCUAUGGGGCAGGUGAUCCAGCUUUCGCGACCGAAGCGCCUCUGUCAAUUCACAACCUUCCUCACCCCCAGGCCUUCCCUCUUCCACAAAGGCCAGGGUUCCAGGAGGGCCAGCCAGCUUUCCAUGAUAACCAACAGCAGCCAGCUUUCCAGGAGAACCGGCCCACAUCGGCGUUGCCCAUGCAUCAACCUCGCCCACAGAAGAACAUCUCUGUUGCUGACAUUGAGUCACCUACGUUGACGCAAGGUCCUCAAGCCUAUCAGCAAGCCUUCCAUCAACAGGUGCCUAUCCAAAUGUCUAAUGGACUGUCUCAAGAAUCACAUACUCGCCAGCCUUCUUACCCGUCUCAACAUUCUACUGGAACACCGCUAUCUCAAAUUCCUGAAAGAGCCAUUCACGCUGCGCCAUUCCAGCCCAACACUUACGGCCAGCAGCCCUAUUAUAACCAGCAGCCUUACCAAGCGCAGCCUCAGCAGGGAUACUACUACCCACCUAGCUACAACAACCCUAACAUGGGGCCACCUGGUUCUGCACCCGCGUAUGUACCUAAUCAGCCAGGACCUUCUGGCAGUUUCACACCUCAGAACCAGCCGGAGCAACCUGUCAUGUCCAACAACGGUCCACCUCCAGCAUCAGGCUCCAGCCUGGUGGCACAAGAGGUGAAUGGAAUGGUUUACUACUAUGACGCAUCUCAGUUGCCGCCGGUUAACAAUUAUCCUACAUACUCCGCGCCUCAAAGCUACCAGCCAAGUGUCAUGGGCAUGGGUGGUAUGGUGACACCCAGCCCGGAUGGAUUUUAUUAUCCUCAGCAGGCAUCCGGCAUGGUCUACUAUCCGCAGUAG
Fusarium sp. VM40 is the source of this 2217-nucleotide messenger RNA. Lineage: Eukaryota; Fungi; Ascomycota; Sordariomycetes; Hypocreales; Nectriaceae. The record is from the annotation of a GenBank genome assembly.